Molecule: messenger RNA, 2532 nt
Organism: Vombatus ursinus (common wombat)
Lineage: Eukaryota; Metazoa; Chordata; Mammalia; Diprotodontia; Vombatidae
Gene: LRRC75A
Product: leucine rich repeat containing 75A
Exons: 4
Coding region: 1-1104 (367 amino acids)
Source: RefSeq, a predicted model, not a curated record
AUGGGCACCCGGCAGACCAAAGGCAGCCUGGCCGAGAGCCCCGGCGCGCCCCCCGCCGCCGCCCCGGCCCCGGCCCCGGCCCCGGCCGCCCCCCGCCGCCGGAGCUCGGCCCGCGAGCGAGGCGAGUUGUGGGCGGCGCUGCUGCUGCGCUCCGGGGACAAGGCGGCCCGCGCCGGCUCCGCGUCCGGGGCCGGGGUCGGCCUGCCCCCCUACCACCGGCGGGUGGGCAUGAUCCAGGAGCUGCUGUCGCUGGUGCGCCAGGGCCGCCAGGAAGAGGCCGGCGAGCUGCUCCGCCACCUGCGCCAGGACUUGGGAAUGGAGUCUACAUCACUGGAUGACGUCCUCUACCGCUAUGCCAGCUUUCGGAACCUGGUGGACCCCAUCACGCACGACCUCAUCAUCAGUUUGGCCCGAUACGUGCAUUGCCCCAAGCCAGAGGGAGAUGCCCUGGGCACCAUGGAGAAGCUCUGUCGACAGCUGAUGUACCAUCUCAGCCCUCACUCCCAGUGGAAACGCCACAGCCUUAUGAAGAGGAAAUCUCAGGCCUGCCUGAAAGCGGUCUUGCUGGGCCCGCCUCCGGACAACACGGUGGACUUGUCGGGCAUCUCGCUGACGUCCCGAGACCUGGAGCGACUGGUCGCCUACCUGCAGCGCUAUGAGGAGCAGGUGGACAUCCUCGAACUGGGUUUCGCUGACCUCACCGAUGACAUGGUCCUGCGACUCCUGCCCAUCCUCAGCUCCCUGCCCCACCUCACCACCCUCGCCCUCAAUGGCAACCGCUUGACAAAGGCCGUGCUCCGUGACCUCACUGACACCCUCAAAGACCCCAGCAAGUUCCCACGUGUCACAUGGAUUGACUUGGGCAAUAACGUGGACAUUUUCUCGCUGCCCCAGGCCUUCCUCCUCAGUCUCCGAAAGCGCUCUCCCAAACAGGGCCACCUACCCACCAUCCUGGAGCUGGGUGAGGGGCCUCUAGGAGGAGAGGAAUCCGAGGACAGUAUGCCUAGCGAGGUGGAUUCUAGGGUGAACCAUCCGGCCACCGAGACACAGAGCAUGCCCCUCAUAGAGAAGGUGUCUGCGACCUCAGUAGUCAGUAAGACAUGACAUGGAGGGAGAGGGUAGGGGUUACUUGUAUGGAAAACUGUACAGAGGGAUGUCACCCGGGUGUCUUCUGACCCAUGACUUCACCAGGAAGCUUCCUCUUUGAGCAGCAGUCAGCCUUACCUAGGUCUCAUUGUAGGGUGGAGGGGGGCAGGCAAAAGAAGCCCUGGCGAGGUGACCUCUCAGGGCCUAUCCCAUUUGCACACAUCCUGGCCUGGCCCUUUGGUAGAGUGGAGCGCCCAUGGCAGGUCACCCAGACUGAGUGGGUCCAGCCAAAUGGAGAGCAUCCCAUCCCGAGCAGACAGGGAGAGAGAAGUUAGCCGAUCACCUCUGUCUUGGGUUUCUACUUCUGUCCACCUCCCAGGCUCUCGUCUCCCGCCUCCCAUGUUGUGUGUCCUGUGAUGUUGUCUGCCUCUCAGAAGUCAUCACCGGCUCCUGGACGCUCCCUGGCCUCUCCUCUGAGCCCCAGCCCUGUCCUCUGCCUGCCUGCUCGUGCAGCGAUGGGGGAGGAAUUUUAGAGAUCUAGCCUACCCCCCUCCUUUUACAGCAGAAGAAACUGAGGACAGAGUGGAAUAAUGACUGAUUUGUGAUCUCAUCAGUAGUGAUUGGGACCCAAGUUCAAGGAGGAGGGGCAUAGAGAGAGGGACCCAUUGACCCUGAAGAGACCUGCGGUCCUGGGUUCAGGAAAUCCAUUUUUUCCAGAGAAGGCCCUGGAAUGUGAGAGAGAAGGGCUCCCAUGGGGACUAACCCUUCAAAGAAAAGCAGGCAGUGGGUGCUAAGCACCCAAAAAGAGGACAAGAAAAAGCAUCCCUGCCCUAGGAAAUUGCCUUUGGGUGCUGAGGUUUAGGAAGGAAGGUGGGCCCAGCUAGGGAUCUCCCCUUCAUCCAGUUUACCCACUCCCCCGUGUCCUAGGGACCAAACCCCGGCCUGAAUUUGCCUAAGUCCUUUGACUCAGAAUGCCCUUCCCUGCUCUGGAACCUCACCUGGCCACUCUAGAACCACUGCCCUUACCAGGCCAGAGCCCCAGCUCUAGACCCCCCCAGUGUGGCCUUGCUGCUGAAGAACCCAGGUGGUCAGAGGAGGGGGAGCCCAGGCUGCACCUGGUUGACUGGGGGUGAGCCCCGGCCCGUUACCGUCUCAGUGUCUUUACCCCCAGCACAGGCUCGGCCUGGUGCUGGGACGCUUGCUGACUUGGGCUUUUUUUUAAAGAUUGUCUUUUGUACAGUUUCCCAGUAUCCACAGAGCUCAAGAUCAGCCAUAGUACCUAUCCGUGACUCUCCCCUCUGUCCGUCCCCCCCACCCCCAAGUCUGUCUGGGGCCUGUUUUUGUCCCUGUCACUGUCUCCUACCCUGGGUGUGAACAGGCCUGACCAGACCUCAAAGCCACCCUAGGCUGGCAUCUCCUUCAUUGGAAAUAAAGGCACCAGCCAGA